Messenger RNA from Rhodofomes roseus, 1977 nucleotides. RefSeq lists its product as uncharacterized. Bases 182 to 1804 code for a protein of 540 amino acids. The record is from RefSeq and is a predicted model, not a curated record. NCBI's taxonomy places the organism in Eukaryota, Fungi, Basidiomycota, Agaricomycetes, Polyporales, Fomitopsidaceae. The transcript is spliced from 4 exons. Gene Ontology annotation, molecular function: protein binding.
CAGGAAGGUUAAAUCAUCACACGUGAUCGAACAUCGCGAACAUGUGGCUAGCGUCCGUACAUCCAAAUGCGGCCAUUACCUUGUUCUCCUUUCAUUAAAUCGCUUCCGGGUCGCAAGCCGCCGAAUCCCUUCUCUGUCUCUCCCACCAUCACCCAACACCGUCUGUGCGUCGUCCAAAGCGAUGUACAGCCCGACCCGCACCAUGCAAUUCCCAUCGAGGGCGCGAAGACAACCGUACAUAGGCUGCCUGAACGCGUUCGCACAGAGCCACCAGGCCACAACCUUGCAGAUGCUCUCGGACGACAUUCUGCUGUUGAUCAUCAGCUUCGUAGAAGUGAGGGAUGUUCUGAUCAUGAGGCAGACGUCGAAACGGUUGUUCACCCUCUCGAAGCUGCGUUGGGUGUGGCAUAACGCGAUCAAGCGACACAUCCUCGACAGAGGGCUUCCCAUACCCGCGGGGGGUACAGACUUGAAGAUGCUGUCAGCGGAGCAGCUCGAGGCGCGUGCCGUGCACGCCGCCAAAUUCCAUGACAACUGGUGUUCUGCGAAUCCAACGGCCCGACACACGCUCUCAUUCAGCGCGGACCAAUAUCUACCUGAGGAGACACUCGAGUCUCACAAGUCGACCGUGAGCCACAUCGCGUUCUUGCCUGGGUGCAGCGGCCAGUUCCUCGUCACGGUCGUUGGAAGGAUCAUUACUUGCUGGGAGGUUCCAUUCGACGGCUCGGGCGCGUACCGCAUUGCGGACUAUGUGUCGCCACUGCAGGUCGAACAGUUGGUCAUCAACGAAGACAGUGAAGCGGAGGGUACCCUCGCAUACUUGACUGGUUCUCCAGCACAGAAUGAUCCCGCGGUGGUCGUCGCGCUUUCUCUUGACAAAUUCCACGGGCAGUUCCUGGAGAUAUCGAGGCUACGCAGCGUCCGAGGGAUGGCGUACCCCUUGCAUACUAUGCAUGGGAGCUACGUUGUAUUAGGAAACGCACCCACGAUUUGGUAUUAUCAAGGGCCCAUUGAGGCUGUCAGCCUUCACUCGUCGCAUCCAUUGGCGCAGAUCGGCGAGAUUCGUGCAGUCAAGAUCGUCAACCGAUACAUGGUUGUCGUGCGCGAGAACUGUAUGCAAUUCAUAUACGCACCCGUCUGGAGAGGCAGACGUACCGCUUGGAGUGGGCAGCCACAGUUGCUAUUCCAACUGAGCCCGACCGCUAUCGAGGCUAUAAUCAUCCAUCGCAACGCUGGAACUGAACAAGAGGAUAUGAACGACUGGCCAUCCACACCUGUGACUGUCCUUUUGCGAUGCAGGGAAGACGGUAUCGAAAUGAUCGUCCAAUUCGAUCUGCUUCCCGGAUCCAACAAAUUCGCGCAGUCGUCAGCCGAGGAGGCUUCGCUGCCGUCGAGCUUGCUCCCUUUCGCGAGAUGUAGGCGUGUCAACGCCAUCCCCGUACCACCGUCCUGCCGGAAGCUGCACGCCAGUUCCAGUGGCAAAGGGUUCUGCAUCCAAACCAGGCAUAUCAACUCGCGGCAAUCGUCGUACCCUGCACGUUGUCUGCUCGGUUUCCAUGUCACUGCGCGGUCGGUUGUCGCGCCUAUGUCUUCCGAAGGCACAGGCAAAGGGGAACAACCCAAAGCGACGUACCUUGGGAACGACGUGCAGUAUUCGGAAAAGCCCUUCUACUCACGUCGGUGCGACAUGAGCGAGAUCAUCCAACGGAAGUAUGCCAUCGUGUCCACGGCAUUCGAGGACACAGCGGGGCGGAUAGCCAUCGGGGACAGACACGGCCAGGUGGAGGUGCUGGACUUUGCAUGAGGAUCGGGCCUGGUAGACGCGAUUUGUACGAAGACGGACUAUCCGGAAUGUGGUAUGGUGUACAGUAUGAUGGCUCGAGGGAGGGAAGACGGGCAGGCUGUAUAACGCAAGGUUACUCUUAUGUUGGGCAGGACAAUAGCAAGUGCCCAUUUCGGGCAAGCCUGUGAGCGAGC